UUUAUUUUUGUUGUACAUAUUACCAUCAUUCAUAGGGCUUGUUGCGACACUCAAUUCAUAAAUGCAAUAAACAAUUGCACGAAUAGUUAUAUUUAUAUAUCGGUUUUAUUUGAUUUCACAAAAACAUUCGACUAUCCUGUCCAUUCAGUUUAAGGACAGGUGUAGUGUACACAUAAAUUUGUAUAUAAUUUUAUUGGUGAAAAUUUGCAAAAAUUCGGCCCGAAGUGAGAAAAACGCGUUGUGCUAUGGAUACAGAAGACAGUGGAACGACAAAGCGUGGCCGUGGAAGGGGUCGAUCGACAAGAGGAAGAGCGACAUCGACCAGAGCCAGAAGAGGUCGUGGUAGAGGGCGUAAAGCAAAGAUAAUUGAAUCCGAUGAAGAAGCAUCGCAAGAACAACCAGAAAUUGAAGAAACUGAUGCAUCAAUCGAAGAGAAACCACAAGAAGCAGAAAAAUCAAUUGCCGCACCACCGCCUGAUACAACAGCCGUCGAGGAAAAAGAGAAUGAAAUUCUCCCACCAAAAAUUGACAUGGAAGCGGAUAUUUCACAAUUGGAAGCACCAAUAUUUACAACAAUAAGCCGUGGUCCACCCGAACCAAUGCUUCGCUUAAAAUGGGACCAUAAAGUGUCAUUGAUUGGUGAAAAAGUAUUGAAUCCAAUGAUUCAUUGCUGUGAUCUAUGUGAUAAACCGAUUUUAAUCUAUGGCCGAAUGAUAGCAUGCAAACAUGUAUUUUGUUUGUUAUGUGCACGAUCUGAACCAUUUAAAUCGUGUCCACGAUGCAAAGAAAAGGUGUUACGCGUCGAACAAUCCGGUUUGGGAACGGUUUUCAUGUGUAAUUAUGGCGGUAGUCGCUAUGGAAAGACCGGAUGUCGUCGAACAUAUUUGUCACAACGAGAUUUACAGGCGCAUUUUAAUCAUAGGCAUAUUACAAUGGACGGUAAAGGUGACAGUGCUAAAUCAACAUCACAAAGAAAGGGAUCCAUUUCAAAUGAUUCAAUGCCACAACCACCAUUUGGACAACCAACUGUUUCGAGCCCAUUGAAUUUAAGCCAAUCCAUAACAUCGGCACAUACGGCACAUAAUUUAUCAACCAUUACUUCAUCAUCCUCAUAUUAUUCGUCAUCUUUCAAUCAAUAUGGAUCAAUGCAGCAAACACAUGGCUCACAUUAUUCAAAUGCGUCCAGAAACGUCAGCUACGAAUCAAGUUCGCACAAAUCGAAUUUGGAUCCAACACGACGUUAAAGAAUUAUUUGGAGAUUAUUGAUGUUAAGGUGCAUUUUCCUAAACAACGAUUGUAAUCGUUGACGAUUUCAAUCGUUGAUCUAGAUCGGGAAGGAUUGUAAUCAAUGUUAAUUUCUAUAUAAAAUCGUGAGCGAUUGACUGUUUUGUGUUUUUAAGACAACGAUUUUAAGAAAAAAUCGUACACGAUCGCAAUCGUCGCCUAGGAAAACGCACCUUCAGAUUUGCCGAACUGAUUUUUAGACUCAUCUGCACAUAAUUCGAUUUCAAAUAUCUAUUAUUAAUUUUCACCACUGUCAUCAGAAUUUUCAAUGGAAAUAAAUGAACACAAAUGAAAA
Messenger RNA from Contarinia nasturtii (swede midge), 1579 nucleotides. It is a transcript of the gene Hakai, whose product is annotated as E3 ubiquitin-protein ligase Hakai. The coding region runs from base 246 to 1244 and encodes 332 amino acids. The transcript is spliced from 2 exons. NCBI's taxonomy places the organism in Eukaryota, Metazoa, Arthropoda, Insecta, Diptera, Cecidomyiidae. The record is from RefSeq and is a predicted model, not a curated record. Gene Ontology annotation, molecular function: ubiquitin protein ligase activity. Gene Ontology annotation, biological process: protein ubiquitination; regulation of cell adhesion.